AUGAUCUAUCAUCAGUGGAGCGAGAUGGAUAUUAAGGAUUCAUCAGCUUGGUGGACUACAGUUGCCUUCUUUGAAGAACUGGAAGUGGUUUCAUGUGGUGAGAUGAAAACACUUAGAGAUUGUUCGUUGUGCAUUCGUCGUCACAUGAGCUACAAGUCUCAGUGUCCAACAUGCUUUGAGGAUACUAGUGAGCCGUAUUUGCGCAAUAACCGAAUUUUGGAUGAUUUGUUGGAGAAGUUCAAAGAACUUGUGAUCCAACUAUCCUCUGUGAAGCUGCUGGCUAAGAAGUCUUCCACACCAGAGAAGAUGAGGCUUUUUACUUCUCCAUCAUCCAGAGGUUCAGCCCAAGAACCUCCAACAUUCAAAGAGCAUAUGUCUCCUCUGCCAAGGGAAGAGUCUUCUUCAGCUCAUGUCACAACUGUUACCAAGAAGAAUGGAGAAGGGAAAGGAACCAGUCUCCUCCAGUCCUUCAUGUCCCCUCCAUCCCAUUCCAAGAAGAAAAGAUAUCUUGAGGAGACAAUUGUUGCAGCUAGUGUCACCAAUGCCAAGGAAGAAAGCCAGACAGUCACAUGUCCUGUCUGCUCUGUCCCUGUUCCUAGUAAAAACAUCAAUCUCCACCUCGAUAACUGUCUAAAAAGACAGGAAGCCAGCAAUAAUUUAGUCCUCAUUAAUAAGAUGGGUGUGGUGUAUUGGGCUACAAUAGAGGGGAAAGAGGAUGAGAAGAGAAAACCAAUGCCAAAGCUGGUGUAUCGUCUCCUGCCAGAUAAGGAGCUGAGGAAGCGUCUGCAUGAUCUUGGACUCAGUGACAAGGGUGAUCGAAAGGCCCUCAUCAACCGACAUCAUAGGUUCACCUUGCUGUACAACUCAGAAUGUGAUAAACUAAACCCAAAGUCAGUGCAGCAGAUUGUGGCUGAGGUGGAACGAGAAGAGUCCCAGUUAAGAAGAAUAAAUGACAUUUUUACUUCAUCUGCGUCUAAUUCCCAUGCAGAUCGCAUGAAUGUGGAUCGCAAUUCUGAUUCUGAGACUAUUGCAGCUGAACGCCAAAGAUACAUGAAGAACCAUAGUUCACACUUUUCUCAUUUGAUUGCACAAGCUCGAGAACAUCACUUGGCUGAGAAAAGAAGAAGGGAACAGGAACAGAGUAAAUGGGACCCAGAUGCCCCAGGACCAUCUGGUCUGGGCAGGAAUCUUCAUGAAUCCUUCUCAGAGGAAGGAAAGGAAGAGCUGAGGGGAGAAAAAAGGGAGGAGGAUGAUGAGCAAGUGACAUCAUCUGAGGACAUCAUCCUGUCUCAGAGGACUCCUUCACCUGAUCUCUUUGCUGAGGAAAACAUCAUUAGUACUGACAGAGAAGCACUUCAAGAUGGGGAGGAAGAUGUGGUUCGGGGGAAGGGGAAAAGAAAUCUGGUGAAGUCAAGUCCCUCAUCUUCAUCAGACAAUUUUGUGGAUGGUCUCUCCUUGAGAGGAAAGGGUAAUCGGAAGAGGCUUCGAAUGAUAAAAGAAGAAAGCCUUGAUUCCCAGCCCAAGAAAGUCCUUCGGGGUCGAAUUGUACGUUGACUGUGGAUUAGGAGAAAGAAUGCAUGCAAUAUUUUCCUCAUCUCCUCAUCCCUUUCUCCCCAUGCUAAUAGUUACGUUUUUUUUAAAAACUGUUUUGUGCUUUCUGCCAUUUUUGGAAUAGAUGCUAUAAUUUUUUAUCUGGG
Darwinula stevensoni is the source of this 1697-nucleotide messenger RNA. Lineage: Eukaryota; Metazoa; Arthropoda; Ostracoda; Podocopida; Darwinulidae. The record is from the annotation of a GenBank genome assembly.